Molecule: messenger RNA, 7292 nt
Organism: Siniperca chuatsi (mandarin fish)
Lineage: Eukaryota; Metazoa; Chordata; Actinopteri; Centrarchiformes; Sinipercidae
Gene: clcn2a
Product: chloride channel, voltage-sensitive 2a
Exons: 25
Coding region: 1839-4967 (1042 amino acids)
Biological process (GO): transmembrane transport; chloride transport
Cellular component (GO): membrane
Molecular function (GO): voltage-gated chloride channel activity
Source: RefSeq, a predicted model, not a curated record
UGUUGUGGUCACAGACAUAUACAUACAAAUGGCUACCAAUUGAUGGAAAACCAACAAAGUUGUUGGACCACUGAACCUGUGGAACAGCUUCAGUGCUCCUUUGCAUUGAUUCUACAGAUCUCUAAACUCUAUUCGAGGGAUAAACACCAUUUAUCCAGAUGAUAUUCCCUCAUUUGGUGUUUUGAUGAUGGAGGUGGAGAGUGCUGUCUAAACAUCUUCCCCAAAAUCUCCCAUAGGUGUUCAGCUGGAUUGAGAUCUGUUGUCUGUGAAGACCAUGUGCAUGUAAUUCACAUAAUUUUCAUACUUAUUCAUCAAUCCUUUGUGCCCCAGGAUGUGGGUAUUGCUGGAAGAGACCACUCCCAUCAGAUUUUUGCUUUAAUUUGUCAGCCAUCUGUCUGCUUUUAUCAGAAAAUGUUUUCUCACUGGUGGAAGAAGGAUAAAGGCCGAAAAGGAACGGGAGAAAGUAAAUGUGAGACAGUUGAAGCCUUUACAUUUUCUUUACUUGUUGUUCAUGUUAUCAGAUCAGAAAGCACUGAGUAGCUACUUAUUGCUUCCAUUCUUCAAAGAGCAAAAACCUGUUAAGAGAGUUACUGUUAUUCCAGUUUUUUUACACGUUUUUUUUCCAGUUUAUUCAUCACUGUGAGUAACCUGUGAAAACAGUUGUAUGUCUUCUGUUGCUCUACAAGGAGCUUUCCAAAGUCUGAGAAAACAGCCCUCACGUCAGCCUGCAUCACAAAUUGGGGGCAAUGAGUUUGAAGGACAUGGACAUAAACAUGGCAGAGAGGGCAGGACCCAUACUGGGAACUUAUCUUCUGCAUUGAUUCUUUUUAAUUGUGUCUUUUGUGAGACCCUCAUCUUUAUGAAAGGUGCAAUACUAAAUUGCUGGAGUGUCCCUUUCAGAACACCUCACUAAAAAGAACAACAGGUAAAAAAUUAUUAUCUGAAAUAAUUAUCUGAAAUCAAAUCCAGAAAUUAUGAACUGAUUGUACAAAAUACUGGAGCUGCUUUACUUGACUCAUCCCGUUAGGCUUCAUGGCAGUGAGGCCCAGUGAUAAGGUAAAAUGAUCCGAAAAUAUGAGCGGGGCAUAUUUAGUAAAUGCAGUGUACUGUAUUCAUGCAUGAGCCAACAUUGAACGUGCUGUAUGAAUGAUGCACUAAUGGAAGCCAAAGAUUUGAACAUGGUUACUAUAAAGGGACUAAUGGGUGCUCAGACGCCGUUCUUUAUCCACUUACUAUUAUAGGACAAUUGUAAAUAUUUCUUUAUGACAUUGACAGAGCCAUAUAUCCGCCUACCACAUGCCUCACCCUUGUGAAUUACUCAUCACACUUGAUCAAUCCAGUGAUGACUCAGACCGGGAGCCAAGGACAGUUGAGUCUUUCAGAAAUACCACGCAAGAAUAAAAAAAAUAAAUAAAUAAAAAAUACCCUACACAUGAUGAUCUGCCAAAACAACCACUUAUUACACCGGCACCAGCACGCGCCUCAGCAAAAAAAAAAAAAAAAAAAAAAAAAAAAAGUCUGAACAUCAUCAAGUCCAGUAACUCCAGAGAGAGACAGCAGCACAGUGAGAGUGGAGGAGGGAGGCGGUGUUUUGCAGUCAAACCGCGCCAGCGCAGCUGCGAGGCGACAGCAAGCUAUAAGCUACUACACGCGCGCACACACACACACAUACACACACGCUUUGCAUCAUGCAGGGGGGCUCAUGCUAAGAAACCUGUUACACACUGCACAUGUGAUGGCAGGCAGCUGCUCCAAGUCCUCCUCCGCAGAUUAAUCAGCGGGCGAACUUGCACUCCUGAGAGUCUCGGAUCGGGCGUCUUAAUGAGGAUAUUGCGGCAAUGGUGAAGGACAAGGCCGAAGACCGGACGCUUCAAUAUCAGCAAACUUUGAUGUAUGGGCGGUACACCCAGGAGCUGGGUGUGUAUGCCAAGGAGGAAGCGGCCCGCCUACGAGAUGGAGGAGUGCGGGAUGGCGGAGGACUGCGGAGGAACACCAGUGUUCGUAGUCGUGCUGCAGAUCUGCUGGAGUAUGAGAAAGACCCCUGUGCAAAGUGCCAUUUGUGUGCGUCUCGCUGCCAGAAGUUCCUGAUCUCGCGGGUGGGGGAGGACUGGAUCUUCCUCAUUCUGCUGGGGCUGCUCAUGGCUCUGGUCAGCUGGGUCAUGGACUACGCCAUCGCCUUCUGCCAAGAAGCACAGAAGUGGAUGUAUGGUGGACUGGACAGUAACAUGCUUCUGCAGUACAUCGCCUGGGUCACCUACCCUGUAGUGCUCAUCACUUUCUCAGCAGGAUUCACGCAGAUACUGGCGCCUCAGGCUGUGGGUUCAGGUAUUCCUGAGAUGAAGACGAUACUGAGGGGGGUGGUCCUGAAGGAGUACCUGACCUUUAAGACGUUUGUGGCCAAAGUCAUUGGUUUGACUUGUGCUCUGGGCAGUGGGAUGCCUCUGGGGAAGGAGGGACCCUUCGUUCAUGUUGCCAGUCUGUGCGCCGCUCUUUUGAGCAAAUUCAUGGCUGCUCUUUUUGGUGGGAUUUUCAUGGUGAGAAUGGAAGAGCCCUUUGAGGGAAGCAAGAAUGAGCUGAGGAACACAGAGAUGCUGUCGGCUGCCUGUGCAGUGGGUGUGGGCUGCUGCUUCGCUGCCCCUAUUGGAGGUGUGCUGUUUAGUAUUGAGGUCACUUCAACAUUUUUUGCGGUGAGGAACUACUGGAGGGGCUUCUUUGCUGCCACUUUCAGCGCCUUCAUAUUCAGAGUGCUGGCUGUGUGGAACCAGGAGGAAGAGACCAUCACUGCUCUCUUUAAGACUCGUUUCCGUCUGGACUUCCCGUUUGACCUUCAGGAGCUGCCAGCGUUCGCCAUCCUCGGGAUUGCCUGUGGUUUCGGUGGUGCUCUGUUUGUCUACCUGAACCGGCUGAUUGUAGAGUGCAUGAGGAAACAGAAGACUAUUAACAAGUUCUUGCUGAGGAAUCCAUCUCUUCCUGUCAGACGUCUGGUGUAUCCCGCACUCGUCACCCUGCUGAUCUCCACACUUACGUUCCCUCCAGGCUUCGGCCAGUUCAUGGCUGGACAGCUGACGCAGCACGAGUCUCUGGUCGCGCUGUUCGACAACCGCACGUGGUGCCGUCAGGGCGUGGCGGAGGAGUUCGACUACAUUAGCCACCACCACGCCUGGAAACACCCCCAGGUCAAUGUCUUCAUCACACUCAUCCUCUUCAUCAUCAUGAAGUUCUGGAUGUCCGCUGUGGCCACCACCAUGCCUGUUCCAUGCGGGGCCUUCAUGCCAGUUUUUCUAAUAGGUGCAGCAUUUGGCAGACUUGUUGGAGAGAUCAUGGCAACCAUGUUUCCUGAUGGCAUACAUGCUGAUGGCAGCGUGUAUCCCAUAGUUCCUGGCGGUUAUGCCGUAGUCGGUGCAGCAGCACUGUCUGGAGCAGUCACCCACACUGUAUCCACAGCAGUCAUAGUGUUUGAGCUGACUGGUCAGAUCUCACACAUCCUGCCUGUGAUGAUCGCUGUGAUCCUGGCCAACGCCGUGGCCCAGUCACUCCAACCAUCGCUGUACGACUCCAUCAUCCGCAUCAAGAAACUUCCUUAUCUGCCUGAACUGGGCAUGGGCCAUCACGAGAAAUAUAAUAUCCGUGUGGAGGACAUCAUGGUCAGGGACGUGCGCUACAUCACUCUUAACUCUUCCUAUCGAGACCUGCAGGAGAUGCUGCUGACUGGUCAGCUCAAAACACUGGCCCUGGUUGAAUCCAGAGACUCCAUGAUCCUGCUGGGCUCCAUAGAGCGACUGCAGCUCCAGUCUCUGCUCUCUCUUCAGCUGGGCCGCCAGCGGAGGCUGGAGUACCUCCGCCAGCUAGCCCAGGACAACGGCACCCAAGACCACCUGCCCAGCCUGACCACGGACAGCACACCCAGCUCCCCCAGUGCCCACACCCACAUCAACGCCUCGACCAACACCAACGCUCGCCAAGCGGUCCGCUUCCUGGUGAGCACCCAACAGAUCUCCACAGAGGAGUCUUCCUCCUUCAGCCCAGUGGUUUCCAAUGUUCAGCUUCCUCUUAAAUCUGCCUUGAAAACUGUGUCUGCCAUCAGCAACACAGAGACGCCAAAUAGCUCUCAGACCCUCUCCUCUCCUGACCAAGACAAUGAGCUGCUGGAGAGUCCGGCUGGGCCGGCUCCUCCUGAAAAAAGAAAGCCCAAGCCUAAACGAGUGAGGAUCUCCAUGGCGGACUCUACUGAAGUGGAAGACUGCAUGACCCCAUCAGACAUAGUGGAGUGGGAGGAGCAGCAGCUCGAUGAGCCGGUGGAUUUCAAGAACUGCAAGAUUGAUCCCGCCCCCUUCCAGCUGGUGGAGCAAACAUCUCUGCAUAAGACUCACACUAUCUUCUCUCUGCUGGGUCUGGAUCAUGCCUAUGUGACCAGCAUGGGACGUCUGGUUGGAGUGGUCUCUCUCAAAGAGCUGCGUAAGGCCAUAGAGGGCUCAGUGACAGUGACCGGAGUAAAAGUGCGCCCUCCAUUGGCCAGUUUCCGUGACUGUGGGAACAGCACAAGUGUAUCUGAGGUAACAGAACUACACAAGCUGUGCAUCCGCCACAGGGGGCUCUCGUUGCCACGGGAACCCAACCCUCCUGACGUGGAGGACCAGCCAGAUCUCCCGUACAAAGAGAUCCCUGUUAACUUCUCGGACCAAUCGAAUUUGCAGUUUGAAACCAGCCCCGGCGAUGUCACAAAUCAGUCGUCAGAGUUGGUGCUCCAGGAAAGCCCCUCGUUCACCGAGGACCAAUCAGAGUUCACUUUUGACUGCAGCCCCUCCCACACUGAGGAAUCAGAGCUGGCCUGUGACUAUGACCCCCCGACCCACACUCCUGAGCCGGACGAAACAGAGCAAGAGCAGGGGAGUCCAUCUCUGAACAAGGACCUAUCAGGACCUGAGGGAAAGGGUAGCCCCGCCCACACUGAGGAUCAAUUCAAAUGAUCAGAGGGGAUCCAUACUGUCGCCUCAUGAAUGUUGAUGUUUCUUACAUUUGUAGGGGUCACUCUCAGUCUAGAUACCCGUGUUUCUAACGUUGUGGCGUGCGUGAGUGAGCGAGUGAGUGAGCGUGAGUAGAUGUGACAUUUAGUAUUGUGUUUCUAACUGUGCGGAUGCCUGGAUAAAGCAUGUAGUCAUGGAUCAAGCUGGUUUUAAUCUAUAUUUUGUCAACAAAUCCCAUGAAAAGACCAAAACCGACAAUGGGUUUGUCUGUCUCUUAACACUUUCUGCCUUCCCUGCCCUAUCUGUGGCUCUUUUAUUCCUAUUAUAGACGUAACUCUUUAAAGGGGAACACAUCAAAGUCUGUUCACAGGUCUCGGGGAGUACUACUGCAUAUGUGAAUAAAGCCUUUUGUUGCUCCAGAAGGAGCUGCGCGAAGCCUGAUAAAUUGCCUCUAGCAAUGUUCGAAUUACACCGUGGCUUUUGGGGGGAGCCCUAUUUUUCGGGGGUGGGACGGUACUGUACACAUGGACGCGCAUACAUGAAUGCGCCUGCCUACGCACAAACAUAUACUAUCAACACAUUUCAAUUCAUACAGAAAACAUUUAGCCUUGGACAACAAAGAAACAGAAGAAAUAUUUAUUCACUCUCCACAGUUUUUUUUUUUUGUCCAACAAUGUCAUAAGAGUUAAGAGACGUGAUGAGGGUGUGAAUCACUAUUAAAAAAAUGCUAAUGGCUCAUGGGAUUUGUUGAAUAAGAAAAAUAUAGACUAUCGCCAGCUUCAUCUUUUAAAUGUGUGUGUGUGUGUGUGUGCGUGUGCGUGAGAGACACUUUUUGACUUUCUUUGCCAUGCUCAAAUCUGGUCCAGUCUCUUCAACAUAAGUUGAGUCUUCAUGCCAAAAUAACAUCCUGUAAACACGACUUCAAACAUUACCAGGAGAGAAAUAAGUCACACGCAAAUAACAAAGGGGAAAAAUAAAAGGAGCAGCAAAUAAUAAUAGAGAAGAAAAGCACAGAAGAACAAAGACGUGGAACAUGAUUCUAAUGAGCACAUGAUGCUAUGAAAUCAAACUUCUACCUAUUUACUAGCACUGGACUAAUACAUCAGAGGGCCAGAAUUAAUGAUAUAGGGGUGUUGGUCAUAUGUUGGCUGAUAUGCAAUAAAUUUACAGUAAUAAUGCAGUAAAAGGUGAUUUAAUAGCAACAAUGUCAUCAUUAGUUUGUCCAGACGCCAUUGUUUACAACACUUUGCAGAGUUACAUGUCACAGCAUGUCAUUAUCAGUAUUUUUAUUUUACUACCAAAUAUUGGUGUCCAUGUCAGCCCCAGAAAUCCCCCCCUGGGAUCUACUGUUCACACGAUGACAAAGGCAGCUUCCAAAGAGCCACUAAGCUUAGUACAGGGCUCCAAAUAAUGAUGAAGCACAUUGUAAUUACCAUGAGUAUAAUUUACUGCACAUGUAGCCUUGUUUGGCUUUAUAGGGGCUGGUUCAAUAGGGGCAAUGAAGACUGUGAGUCUUGUCACUUGAACUGCCUCUACAUUUUCUGCUAUGUGAAUUUACUGUGUUUAACAUGUUUCUAGCAUGAUAAAGGAACAACACUUGAGCUCCGAGUGAAAGGAAGAUACUGGCUGUUGUACAGAGCACACAAAAACACACACACACACACACAUACACACACUUAUAUGCACACAUGUAUGCGGCCUGUAGAUAUUAACACCGUGAUAUGUUACAUGUAUCUUAAUCCAGCCUGGCCUCUAAUGCGAUGCUGAGAAAUGUAACUACUGUAUGAAGCACAGUGAUACCGACAAGUUCAAAAACUGUUGUAGAGCAAAGCGUGUGUGAGAGUCCUUGUUACGACUUUUAAAUGGAUGUAAGUAUUUUAGCUUCAUGCAACAAUUUUUAGCCAUAUUUUAAUCUUACAUGAUAUCAUUGCAGCACCACCAUCUCUGGCUCAUUUUUGUCCCUGUAAACAUUUGUGCAACAAUUUAUUAACGUCCUAACUUUUUGUUUGCAUAUAGAAUAUGAAGUAGUGCUCGCCAUAUAAGAUAACGUAUAAGGAGUUAAAUCUAGAGAGCGUAUAAGCUAAUUUGCAGCGUAUCUAGUUAAGCAAUAAGUCUGUAGUAUCUCCCUUUAUAUGACACUGGCCUGUAUAUGCUUUGUACAUAUGAAAAUACACGGAUGAGUUCUACGUACAUGCUAUUGUACAUAGGAGAAUUAUGCAUUUGAAAUCCAACAGCCAUUGUUAUUUUUCAGAGAACAUGAAAUUGUUUUUGUACAUGAGUGAAUGAUUAAAUAAAAAAAAAAAUUUAAAAAACACCUUUAAAAGAUAA